Exaiptasia diaphana is the source of this 1292-nucleotide messenger RNA. Its product is annotated as pachytene checkpoint protein 2 homolog. Gene Ontology annotation, molecular function: ATP binding; ATP hydrolysis activity. Gene Ontology annotation, biological process: meiotic recombination checkpoint signaling; reciprocal meiotic recombination. Gene Ontology annotation, cellular component: chromosome; nucleus. The record is from RefSeq and is a predicted model, not a curated record. Lineage: Eukaryota; Metazoa; Cnidaria; Anthozoa; Actiniaria; Aiptasiidae.
UCAAUAAUUUUGUCGAAUUCUUUUUCAAAACAAACAUUCAAAAAAAUGGCGGAAAAAAUUAGUACCUMGUCUUCCCGGGAUAAAAAUGGUAGAGGAGGACUACAACCAAAUAUGAUCAGAAGCUUGUGCGCAUUGGACAUUUGUAUCGCCGCUUUUAGACAAUGCGGGCUCAAGAAAAAUUUGGCGGAAUUUUUAAACAGGAAACUCGAGAUAAAGCAGAGACAGCAUUUAUAAAUAUUCAAAAAUCAUUUCCCUAGAGUUUUGAUAGUGAUGGAUUUGAAAUAACUACACCAUAGACAAACGCAGGAGGGUUUGGUGUCAUCAUGGACGAAGUGCAAAAACUUUCAGAGGCGCUUCCAGAUCCAGACGAACUCAAAUUCCAUGUCGAAGUUUGUCAAAAUUCUUUCAGCACAGCUCAACCAAGCUCAAUUCGUGACUAUGUUUAUCAGUUUCUAAUGUGUGUUGGUAUUUCUUAUGGCGAUUCUACGUUCACUCAAUUUGAAGAUCACUUCCUUAAAGAGCAUGUCAAGUCUGUGACAGUUUGUGACACUGAACUUGUAGCUAGAGAGACAAAGGCAAUUGAUCUUCAAAAUUGCAAACUUGCAAUCCAUGUYUUUCAACUUCAUGAAGAUGGUCCUGCUAGCGAGGAACUCGARGAAGAAAUAUCAGCUGCAAAUCACUGGUUAUUGCCUUCAAUUGAAUUUGAUGGCCUUUGGGAUAGCUUAAUAUUUGAUUCAGAAGUCAAGGCUCAGCUGAUAAACUAUGCUACUACAACACUGCUGUUUUCUGACAGAGGAGUAAACAGCAAUAUCAUCACUUGGAAUAGAGUUGUACUAUUACACGGUCCACCAGGAACAGGGAAGACAUCCCUCUGUAAAGCGCUCGCACAAAAACUAACUGUUCGCCUCUCAGAGAGGUAUAGYUAUGGACARCUGAUAGAAAUCAACAGUCACAGUCUUUUCUCCAAGUGGUUUUCUGAAAGUGGCAAAUUAGUCAUGAAGAUGUUUCAAAAGAUYCAGGAAUUGAUUGACGAUAAAGAUGCAUUGGUGUGUGUCUUGAUAGAAAAUGCACUAUUAACACAAAUCGAUCAGAUUAAACGGUAUCCCAAUGUCAUUAUAUUGACGACGUCUAACGUUACAGGCGCGAUUGAUUUGGCGUUUGUUGACAGGGCUGAUAUUAAGCACUACAUUGGUCCGCCGUCCGUUAACGCUUGCUACAAAAUAUAUCACUCGUGUAUCAAUGAACUUAUGAGGGUACGUUGUUAGUCUUGUUGCUGCUGUUGUUGCUGCUGC